Messenger RNA from Strigops habroptila (Kakapo), 1480 nucleotides. RefSeq names its product leupaxin (gene LPXN). Lineage: Eukaryota; Metazoa; Chordata; Aves; Psittaciformes; Psittacidae. The record is from RefSeq and is a predicted model, not a curated record. Gene Ontology annotation, biological process: cell-cell junction organization; positive regulation of integrin-mediated signaling pathway; cell-cell adhesion. The transcript is spliced from 9 exons. Gene Ontology annotation, cellular component: cell-cell junction; cytoplasm; focal adhesion. The coding region runs from base 101 to 1216 and encodes 371 amino acids.
CGGCAAACCCCAGCCCUGGGGGUGGGGAGCCAGCAAGUGGAACCGAAGCCCCGGCAGCCCCGGAGCCUGCUCCCAGCCACCAACCCCUUGCCGGGGCAGGAUGGAGGAUCUGGAUGCGCUGCUGGCGGAACUGGAGCAAAGCAAAAACGAGGCCCAUGGGCUGCAGGCACCGAGCGCCCGCGCACCCCCCCCGGCCCCAGCGUCCCCCCCGGCGUGCCUGGAGGUGCAGCCGCCUCGGGCUCAGCCUCCAGCAGAGGCUGUGGACACAGCGUACAGCCCUGUCCCGGUCCCACAGCCGCUGCUCCCAUCUUCCCCACCCACGGGAGCCGCUCAGCAGCUGGACGAGCUCCUGGCUGACCUGGGCCACAUGCAGAGCAAGCAGUUUGCAGUGGCGGGGCAGGGAGCCCAGGAACCAGAGGAGACCGAGCCGAAGCCCUCUCUGGACAAGAUGCUGGGCAGCCUCACCCAGGACCUGCAGGAGCUGGGCAUCACGGCCACCCCCACCAGCGUCUGUGCCACCUGUCACAAGCCCAUCGCCGGCAAGGUGCUGACAGCGCUGGGCAGGACCUGGCACCCUGAGCACUUCACCUGCACCCGCUGCGGGCAGGAGCUCGGUGCCCGGCCCUUCUUUGAGCGGGGCGGGCGGCCCUACUGCGAGGAUGACUACCACCAGGCCUUCGCCCCACGCUGCGCCUACUGUGCCGGCCCCAUCCGUGAGAAGGUCCUCACGGCCCUGGACCAGACCUGGCACCCCGAGCACUUCUUCUGCGCCCACUGCGGGAAGGUGUUCGGAGAUGAUGGUUUCCUGGUGCAGGGCGGGAGGCCGUACUGCCGCCAGGACUUCCUGGCCAUGUUUGCCCCCAAGUGCCUGGGCUGCGAGCGCCCGGUGAUGGACAGUUACCUGUCAGCCCUGAGGGGGGUCUGGCACCCCGAGUGCUUCGUGUGCGCGGACUGCCUGAGCGGCUUCGACAGCGGCUCAUUCUUCGAGCUGGAGGGUCGGCCCUACUGCGAGCAGCACUUCCACCAGCGCCAGGGCAGCAUCUGCCACGGCUGCGGCCGCCCCGUCACCGGCCGCUGCGUCACGGCCGCGGGGCGCAAGUACCACCCCGAGCACUUCAUCUGCACCUAUUGCCAGCGCCCGCUGCACAAGGGCACUGUCCGUGAGCACGGCAGCAAGAUGUACUGCCAGGCCUGCCACGACAAGCUCUUCCUCUGACCCCCAGCGUGCAGCCGCCCUUCCUGGGUGCCCCUGGCUUGGGUCCUGCCGACCCAAACAUGCUCUGCUUUGUUCCAGCCAUCGGCCCCCCCGUCUUGGGUCCUGCUGAGCCAAAGUCCCCAGCCUCAUCUUUGCCAAGCCAGACAUCCCGGGCAUCAUUCCUUGUCGCUCCCCCCUCCAGGACAUUCCUGGCAUUGUCCCUGCCCAGCCACACAUCCUGGGCUCUGCCCCCUUGACCUGAAGCAAUAAAACACUCUGCUCUGC